This is a messenger RNA of Protopterus annectens (West African lungfish), 3669 nucleotides long. RefSeq lists its product as uncharacterized. Lineage: Eukaryota; Metazoa; Chordata; Ceratodontiformes; Protopteridae. The record is from RefSeq and is a predicted model, not a curated record. Gene Ontology annotation, biological process: DNA integration. Gene Ontology annotation, molecular function: nucleic acid binding; zinc ion binding.
AUGUACACUUCAUCGCUAACUGGAAAGGGAAGUAAAGCAAAAUUGCUACACAUGCAGACAUUAGGUCCUUUUGUCAUACUGUUAGUAAAAAGCACUACACUUCAGCGAGCCAUAUUGCUGAGCUCGGUGGGCAGCAAGACGUACAGUCUGAUGAGGAACUUAUUGAGUCCUGAUAAACCGGGGGAUAAAUCAUUCACGGAGUUGACGAGCUUGCUUCAGUCACAUUAUAACCCGAAGCCGAGUGAGAUAGUCCAAAGGUUCAAGUUAAAUUCAAGGACUAGAAUGGCCAAUGAAACGGUAACGGAGUAUGUUGCAGUGCUGAGGGAGCUGGCGCAACACUGUAAUUAUGGUGACAGACUGACAGAAAUGCUACGUGAUAGGCUCAUAUGUGGCAUUGCAGAUGACCGCAUACAACGCAGAUUGUUAGCGGAGCCUGAGUUGUCAUUUGAAAAGGCCUUGAAGCUGGCACAGGCCAUCGAGACAGCGAAUAAAGACAUUCGUGAUUUACAACCAAGAACAAUCGAGGGGGUUGGGAGCAGGAGUGCUACCCCACUGCCAGUGCAUAAAGUGGUAAUGGAGCAUAAACCACAAGGGAAGUCUGGUCAGUAUGCCUGUUACAGGUGUGGCGGUGAACAUCUGUCACAGAACUGUCGUUUCUUAAAUGAAAAAUGUCAUGCUUGCGGGAAAAAGGGCCAUGUGAAGAAAAUGUGCAGGUCAACGCCCUCUAGGGACCAGCAGAGAAAGGGGGAGGAAAAGAGCAGCAUAACGGACAGAAAGGGAAACCGGAAAAUAAAACAGCAGUAUGCACACCACAUGCGUGAAGCAAAGAUACACGUCAAAGAAAACGCAACGCCAAGAUUUUACAAACCAAGACCCGUACCAUACGCAAUGAAGAAGAAAGUGGAGACUGAGUUGGAGCGACUCACCAAGCAAGGUAUAAUUGAACCAGUAAAGUUUUCGGAAUGGGCGGCACCCAUUGUUCCAGUAUUAAAGCCAGAUGAUACUGUACGCAUAUGUGGUGACUACAAGCUAACAGUGAACCAAGUUUCGAAGCUGGAGCAGUAUCCAAUACCAACGGUGGAGGAUGUAUUUGAAAAGCUGUUGGGAGGUGAAAAGUUUAGCAAACUGGACCUCAGUCAUGCAUAUCAACAAGUUGUUCUGGAGGAAGGGUCAAAGUCAUAUGUCACCCUUAACACACACAAAGGUUUGUUCCAAGUAAAUCGUUUACCCUUUGGUGUUUCCUCUAGUCCAGCUAUUUUCCAGAGAAUAAUGGAGGGACUGGUGGCAGGAAUUCCGAAGGUGGCUGUUUAUUUGGACGACAUCCUGUUGACGGGUAGGAACAACCGCGAGCAUCUGGAGACUCUGAACGAGGUGCUGAGGCGACUGCGAGAGGCUGGUCUGCGGGUGAAGCGGAGUAAAUGUGCUUUCAUGGAAAAGGAAGCAGAGUUCCUGGGUUACAAGGUGGAUGCAUCGGGCCCACCCCUGCCAAACAAGGUAAAAGCCAUCCAACAGGCACCUGCACCCACAAAUGUUACAGAGCUGAAGGCCUACUUAGGCUUACUCAACUAUUAUAACAGGUUCCUACCAAAUCUGUCAACGCUGUUAGCUCCUUUACAUAAACUAUUAAGGAAGGAGACCCGGUGGACGUGGCAGGAGGAACAGGACAGAGCGUUUGAGCAGUCCAAGGAACUAAUGCAGUCCUCAGAGGUUUUGGUGCACUACGAUACUCACAAGGACUUAAUUCUGUCAUGUGAUGCCUCACCUUAUGGGUUAGGGGCCGUGUUGGCACACUGUAUGCCAGAUGGACAAGAAAGACCCAUCGGGUUCAUGUCACGAACCUUAACACCAGCGGAGUCAAACUAUUCCCAGCUAGACAAAGAGGGUUUGGCUGUAAUUUUUGGAAUUAAGCGGUUCCACAAAUACCUCUAUGGCAGGAAGUUUACUGUUUGCACCGAUCAUAAGCCCUUGUUGUCACUGUUCAGCGAGAUGAAAGCCGUGCCUCAGAUGGUUUCUCCCCGCAUUCAGAGAUGGGCUGUAACAUUGAGAGCUUAUGAAUAUGAGAUUGUUUAUAAGCCCGGGAAACACCAUAGCAAUGUGGACGCGCUGAGCCGUCUGCCGCUACCGGGGCAUCUCAAGGAAAAGGAAACGGAGGACCGAGUUUUGAUGAUGGAGGACAUCACGUUGGUGUCAGCGAGGGAACUGAGCAAAUGGACACGAAAAGACCCGGUGCUGGCUCGAGUGUUUCAGUGGGUCCAGCAAGGCUGGACAACACAACAAACUGAUCCAGUUUUUCGGCCCUAUGAGGUGAGGAAAACAGAGCUGAGUGUGCAAGAUGGAUGCGUGUUGUGGGGGGCACGAGUGAUAAUUCCGCCCCCAGGAAGACGUGCACUUUUACAACAGCUGCACCAGGGUCAUGUGGGCAUCACCCGAAUGAAGGCCUUAGCACGAAGUUAUUUCUGGUGGCCCAAGUUGGACCACGACAUUGAAGUCGCUGUGAAAGAGUGUAACACCUGUGAACAACAUCGCAACUCACCUGUGGCGGCACCACUACACCCAUGGGAGUGGCCGAGUAGACCUUGGCAGAGACUUCAUAUAGACUAUGCAGGGCCUUUUAUGGGGGCAAUGUUUUUGAUAAUAAUGGAUGCUCAUUCUAAAUGGAUGGAUGCCUACCCAGUCAAAACAACCACUUCCACCACUACCAUUGAAUGCCUGAGGAAGAGUUUCAGUAGCCAAGGACUACCAGAGACUAUUGUAUCAGAUAAUGCUUCAUGUUUCAUGAGUGGAGAGUUCAAGGGUUUUCUGGAAAAAAAUGGCAUCGUACACGUCACAUCAGCACCAUACCAUAUGGCUUCAAAUGGCUGUGCUGAAAGGGCUGUCCAGACCUUUAAAGCAAUGAUGACAAAGGCCGGAGACGGAAGUAUGGCAGCAAAAGUGUCAAGGGUGUUAUUCAACUACCGCAUUACACCCCAGUCUACGACCGGAUUGUCACCUGCCGAGAUGUUGCAAGGACGGAGAUUAAGGUCAACAUUGGAUCUGGUGCAUCCAAACAUCCGAGCUAAGGUGGAGAGGACACAGUGGAGGCAAAAAGAACAUCAUGAUCGACGACGGAGAGAGAGAAGUUUCCUUGCGGGAGAUGCAGUGAUGACUCGAAACUUUAGCUAUGGACCUAAAUGGAUUCCAGGGUUCAUUGUCAAGAGCACAGGUCCACUGUCGUACCAGGUGAGGUUGAAUGGAGGUUUCUUGGUGAGGAGACAUGUGGACCAGAUUCUGCGUAGCGAACAGAAGAAGGACUUCAUGGAACUGCAAGCCCCGGAAAUACCAUUAGUUUCGGGCGAAGGGCUCGCAGCGGCAGGAGGAUCUCUGAUCCUGGGGCCCGAGGAAGACCGCCGGGACUCGGAAGGAGAGGUUCCCGAGGACCCAACCUUUCCAGGGAUGGACACACCUGUACCAGAGGUGAUUAAAGGAGGGAAAUGGUACUAUAUGAAAGAGAUGAAAAUGGGUGGCAAGAACAGUGCAGAACAUAAGGAAAUAGCCUUGGGAAUGAGCAGAAUGGAGGAAGGAAGUUGGGGUAAUUUUUUAUGGGAUAGGUGCCCAUUUUUCAGGUAUGAAGAGAAGAUGUAUACGUACAGCAAAAGUGUUUUGGUUAUCGUUAAUACUGCAUUUUUGUAG